AUGAGGCUUCGAUUGACAGUGCAGAGAAACGGCCUGCCCGCCGCCAACAUUCUAUGGAGUGUGCCUGAGACGAACAGUACGCAGGCUUACACCAUCACGCGUCUACUCGAAGAUGUCAACCUCAUCAUCCCGCUAGAGGCAGAGCACUGGGGCCUGGAGCACUAUGUCGUCGAGGUGAGCGGCUUCGAGUGCCUGCACUUCAUGCCCGUCAUCAACUCGCUCAAGGAAGACGACCAUGUCUCCAUCCGACCACUCAUGACUGCCGAAGUGCGCGCGCGCACCCUCACCGGCCGUGACCAAAUCUCAGAUGGAGGUCAGCACCUCGUCGAUGGCGUUCCUUUUGGCCGACCCUACCUUCGACAGCCUAAUCGACCCGCCGUUCGCAUACCCCCGCGCAAACGACGCCGACUAGACGACGGACAGGCCGAGGAUGAUACCGAAGCUGUUGGACUGCUUACAGAAAAUGGAGACACAACUGAAGUGCGCGAAGAGCUUGCGAUGAUGAACAGCCACAACCGGUCGGGGAAUAAGGCAUCACGGUCGCAACGAGCAGCCAAGUCGGUGCAGUUCAAGCGACCAGAAAUAGAAGCAUCUGAUGAUAGUGAGGAAGAUGAUGACGACUUUGCUCCUGAAGGGGCAGAGGACGAGGCUUCAUCGUCUGAUGCUUCGGAUUCCGAAUCAGACUCGGAAUCGGAAUCAGACGAAGGUGCAAACGCAGACACAAAGUCAGACGUGUCGUCCAGCGGCUCAGACACUUCAGAUUCAGAUUCAGAUACUUCGAGCGACAGCGAUUCCGACUCUGACGAUAGCGACGCAAGCUCUCCGCCCGAUGUCUUGUCAUCCAAGGACGGUCGCAAGGCCAGGCCAGCUACACAGCAUGUAACCCCUGGCCAAGGUCUAAAAACCACGAAGCUGAGGAAUGCACGACGUACAAAGGCUAACCGUCUGCGUAGUCUGAAGGCUUCGGGGAAGCUUCCUGAAAAUGCAACGCUCGCGGACCUGGCCGACUACGAAGAAGGGAGAUAUGGUCGAACCGAAGAAGAACCCGAACAUACACAGCGCUUUGCCAAGUCUGAAGGCAAGAGGAAGCGGUUAGAUGAAGAUGAGCCGAUAGAAGAGGUUGCGGACGAUACAUCAGAGCUCGAACGAAGGAAACAGGAUCUGAUGGCGAGAUUUGGACAAAGUUCAGAUGCGACAGCACCAGCAGACGAGCCUAUGCAGUCAACGACUCCGGUCAUGGAGAAAACAGAAGCAUCGCUUGCCGCCCUAGGGGAAGAAGAGACACCAGCAAAGAAAGAGGCUCCCUCAAGAAGAAUGCGACCAGAUACGCGCGCCAUUGGUCGAAUACUUGCUCGGCAGGCUGCACCUGUUCUCAGGAAAACCAAGGCGAAAGCAGCACCCGAAGAACCUUCGGAGCCCGAGGGUGCCUCUGAUCCCGACUUUUGGAAGACACGGAUCAAUCUCUCGGCAUUUGAAUGCUGGGAGGAGGAAUUUGAGCUCAGCGCUCCGCCUUUCCCGUUCCAGCAGCACUGGGACCCAGCCAGCAAGCUUAUGCGUGACAAAGCUGCGAAGAAGAAGCAGAAGAGACGGAGCUAUGCGCCGCAGGAGGCAACGCCUGACGAAGAGGAGGAAGAGGAAGAAAAGAUCAUAUUAGACUAUGACGAUGCUCCUGCAACUAACCCCGACUCUGAGACCAUAAAUGCAGCAGUGGAGGACCAGUUGCGCCAGGAUCUUGCGAUGGCUGCGCAGUCCGACCUACCACCGCUUCCUGAAGAUAUGAGCACAUUGCCAGAUCUCACAUCAUCCGACAUGAAAGCCGGUGCCGUUAUCGCAUGCAAAUUCUUCACCGUAAAUCCCAUCACCGUCACACCCGAGAUUAGUGAUUACAAAACAGCUACUGUUGAGCAAGAAGGCGACUCGGGGCCUGGCGCCGGCACGAUACAGCUAAAGAUCGCUUUGCGCGACCUCCCAAAGAGGGAGAAGAAGUUUGAUAGCAAGGGCAAUCGUAUCUACAACGCUGCCGACGCUCUAUUGAUGGAGGAAGAUGACGAGGAAGAGGGCUUGUGGGAAGGCCAAUUCGGCGAGCUUCUAGAAGCGAAGCUUCAUAUAUUAACUAGACACAAUGCCUCUCCCCACUGGUCCGUCCUCGAAGCACGUACAAAGGCUGCUAAUGGAGAGAUCACCACUGACGAACUCCGCAAAGUCGAGGACGAGCACAUCAACGAUGUCGCAAAGAAGCAGAUAGAAAACGGACUUCGCUCCGUUACCGAUGGCGAGUUCCGUCGUGCAUACUUCCACCUUGAUUUCCUCAAGCACCUCGCUGGUAUCGAGGAGAAGGGUCAGGUAGGAAACAUCAGACACAAGGAUGGCUUUUCGCCACCAACACUGGUGGUCAAGGGAAAGUUGGGGCACCCCGAGGCGAUCCAAGUCAAGGACUUCGAAUUCCUUGAGCAAGCGAUCAAAAACAAUGGUGGAAAGGCGAGCACAAAAGUAUGCAUCCCAUCACCAACAAUGGUACACUUCCGUGGCGGCCGCGCUUCCAUCGACAUCUCCGCAUACCCCGACCUAGACGUCUUCUUCGAGGACCUCGCGCGCGUAUACCAAGAAGAGCUAGACAGCCUUUACAAGGCCGGCUGCCGCUUCGUCCAACUCGACGACACGAACCUUGCCUACCUCUGCGACCCCGAUAUGCGUAAAGCCGCCGAGCAAGAACGCAACGAAGACCUAAGCACCCUACCCCGCAAAUACGCCGAACUCAUCAACAAAGCCAUCGAGAAGCGACCUUCAGACAUGAAGAUCGGCAUCCAUCUCUGCCGCGGCAACUACCGUUCCAAGUGGUUUGCUUCUGGUGGCUACGAGCCCGUCUCCGAAGUCCUCUUCAAGGAACUGAACGUCGACGCGUACUUCCUCGAGUACGACGAUGCGCGAUCUGGCGACUUUUCUCCGCUGCGUCAUUUGCCUGAACACAAGGUUGUUGUGCUCGGUGUUAUGAGCAGUAAGAAGAACACCCUGGACGACAAGGACGAGAUUGUUAAGAGGCUCCAUGAGGCGGCUAAGAUUGCACCAAAGGGUCUGGAUCAGCUGUGUGUGAGCCACCAGUGUGGAUUCAGCUCUACGGCCGAGGGCAACGAGUUGACUGAGGAGGAGCAAUGGGCCAAGGUUAGACUGAGUGUGGAGAUCGCUAAGCAGGUCUGGGGUGAUGAUAUCAGCAAGUAA
Molecule: messenger RNA, 3216 nt
Organism: Alternaria atra
Lineage: Eukaryota; Fungi; Ascomycota; Dothideomycetes; Pleosporales; Pleosporaceae
Exons: 5
Coding region: 1-3216 (1071 amino acids)
Molecular function (GO): 5-methyltetrahydropteroyltriglutamate-homocysteine S-methyltransferase activity; zinc ion binding
Source: RefSeq, a predicted model, not a curated record